AUGGCGAGGGUGGAUCCCGGCCUAGUCGGUUAUGGGGUACCCGACGCCAUCAGAGUGGCAAUUAAGAUAAUAGACAUCGAACAAGGCAAGAAGGACUACGUGAUGAAGAACCUGACGAGGGAAGCGAAGGUCUUGUCAAUGCUGCAGCAUCCGAGCAUCGUGAGGCUCUACGAAACUAUUCGAUGUGGAUCCGUGUACUAUCUCGUGACGGAACUCGCGACCGGCGGUGACCUGUGCACGCACAUUAAGGAGCAGCCGGCCGGUAAACUGGACGAGAACACGGCGAGGCUCUAUGCCAGACAGCUGGUCGCCGCGCUCAAGCACAUGCACUCGAAAGGAGUCGUUCACCGGGAUCUCAAAAUGGAGAAUAUUGUGCUACAGGACGAACGCAAGGAACAGAUCAAGAUAGUAGAUUUUGGUCUCAGUAAUAUUUACGCCACCGAUGAUCCUUUACGGACGCACUGCGGAUCUCCGGAAUAUGCUGCUCCCGAGCUGUUCAUCAUAGGUAAACGAUACGGGCCGGAAGUGGAUUUGUGGAGUCUAGGAGUCGUUUUGUACGGAAUGAUCAUUGGUCGACUUCCAUUUCUGUGUCCUCGCGACGAAUGGACAUCGUCAGAGGAACGUCGACGGAGGCUGAUGGUCCAGAUCAACAGGGGCUUGACAUCGAUUCAGGAAAGAGCCAUGUAUCAAACGUCAAUCGAAUACAGGAAUCUGAUAAACCGCCUACUCGUUCCAUCGGUUCGUGAAAGGAUCACUAUUCGAGAAAUCCUUGACCACCCGUGGAUCCUCGCGUCGUCAAAAAGCAAUUUUCACCUUCGCUCUGAAGACGACUUGAAUGUUUCCAAUCAUGUCGCGAUAGUGAACGAGAUCGCGACGACAAUGCGAACAACCGUGGCUGCUGUCGAGGCUGAAAUAAUGAGACGAAAAUACGGAGAAAUUGGCGGCAUGUAUAACAUUAAAAAACAUAAAUUGCAUCAAGCAGCCGCUGCUACAUAUCAAUUAGCGCCGCGUCUUCUUCAAAAUUUCACAUGUCGAACUGAAGAUAUUUCAUCAACCACAACCAUCAAAAAAAGUAUUUUUCGAAGUAGUAUUUCCGGGAACUCUGACAAUACCGAUCACAUAAUCGUUAUGCGACGCGGCCAGGUGCAAGAUCGAUCGGUCAAGAAAUCCUCAUUACACGGUUCCACGACGUGGAACUGGCGGUGCCACUCCGGAAACAAAAAUCGCUCUUCCGAGGAACGGAGAAAUUACAAGAUUCAAUACGAUACCACGAAUGCGCUUUUAUCGCCCCAACAAUAUCGCAUGCCGCAAAUUAUAAAAAAUCAGAACGAUAAGAUCCCAGAUCGACGAUUGUACAGAAAUGAAACAAAUUGGAAAUCGAGAAAGUCUAUGUCUUAUAAUAAAUCCAAAAAAAUGGAAAAAAACAGUAAUACUUCUAAUGCCUAUAAAGUGGAUUGCGAAAUAGUUCCCAGUCCUUUGCAAACCUAUUCACGUAUCAGUAGCGAAAGCGUGCCUACUUCGCGAAUCAAAGAGGGUUUUCAUAAAAAAAUACUUACUCCACCGUGGCGAUGUCGAGUUGGAAGUGCGAAAAUUAGAAGAGAUACAUGAAAAGAUAGAAGCAUCUUUAUAACGAUCGGAUAUGAAAAAUGGCGGUUUUCGCUUCGAGGAGAAAAUAUAUUAUGUAUCGAGAUCCGAAGUUGAUUGUGUUAAAUUACUUGCAUGUAUUUUCUUAGCAAUUCGGGAAUUUUUAUUCCCUAUAUUUGAAUCUGUUAAAUGAAUAAUUUUUAUAAUAGGAAAAUAUUUUGUAAUAAGAGGAUAUUU
Pogonomyrmex barbatus (red harvester ant) is the source of this 1821-nucleotide messenger RNA. RefSeq names its product MAP/microtubule affinity-regulating kinase 3-like. Gene Ontology annotation, molecular function: protein serine/threonine kinase activity; ATP binding. Gene Ontology annotation, biological process: protein phosphorylation; intracellular signal transduction. Lineage: Eukaryota; Metazoa; Arthropoda; Insecta; Hymenoptera; Formicidae. The record is from RefSeq and is a predicted model, not a curated record. Gene Ontology annotation, cellular component: cytoplasm.